This is a messenger RNA of Daktulosphaira vitifoliae (grape phylloxera), 1409 nucleotides long. Its product is annotated as hatching enzyme 1.2-like. The transcript is spliced from 7 exons. Bases 295 to 1239 code for a protein of 314 amino acids. Gene Ontology annotation, biological process: proteolysis. Gene Ontology annotation, molecular function: metalloendopeptidase activity; zinc ion binding. Lineage: Eukaryota; Metazoa; Arthropoda; Insecta; Hemiptera; Phylloxeridae. The record is from RefSeq and is a predicted model, not a curated record.
UAUAGAUGCGUACAGAUCAUAAUAACGAUAGACCAGACGUUAGCAAUACAUCUGUGAACUUGUCGGUUAUAUUUUGUGCUAUGCGUAGGAGUAUUAGUCUUGUAUUUUUUUAACCCGUUCUUUAACGAGAUCGAUUAAUAACUUUUUUUUAUCGUUUUAUUAUUACUGCGCGACAGUAGUAAAUUUAUGAUGAGUCUAAGUGAGCUGUUAUAAUGCUGAGAGUACAUCAUCCUAAGACUGUGAAUGGACCUUUGAUAGCGUAAUUGCCAUAAUCAAGUAACAGCAGACACAUUGAUGUUUAACACGAGCAAUUUCAGGCAAUUGGCCUUUAUCGUUUUGACGGCACUUGCAGUGAUUCAGGCAGGUAUUUGCAGAAAUAUACAUUUUAAGUUACCCAAUGUUCCAGACAUCGUGCAUCCGCCAAUUCCUUCAGAAACUGAAAUCAGCACUGACGAUUUGGAAGCUUUUGAAUCAGCAGAGGAUUUUGACCCUGAAGUAAAACCAGGCUUGUUUCAAGGAGAUAUGGCUUUAAAUAAUGAGAUUUUCGAUUAUUGGCGGGUUGGAUUGCGAUGGGAUAUAUUUCCAGAAAAACUUUGGUUAAAUCGAACAGUACCUUACUUGAUAAGUCCUUUAUACGAAACUGAACAUCGUCUCCUCAUUUAUAAAGCCAUCAGAACGCUAAACUUUUUUACAUGCAUUAAAUUUGUACCUUGGAAUGGAAAACUAAAGGAUUAUUUGUUAAUUUGGCCAGUCAAAUACCCAGCAGGAUGCUGGUCUUAUGUCGGCAGAUAUGGUGGUCCUCAAAUUGUUUCAUUACAACCUCCUGAUGAAACUGGACCUAACUGUUUAGGUACUGACGGUAGACCAAUCCAUGAAUUAAUGCAUGCAUUGGGUAUUUUCCAUGAACAAUCAAGAGCUGAUAGAGACAAAUUCGUAAAAAUCAAUUUUGAAAAUAUAUUACCUCGAUAUCGAUCAAACUUUGACAAACAGAGUCUUAAGAAUACAACUUAUGAAUUUGAGUAUGAUUACGAUAGUGUUAUGCACUAUGGCAAAAAUUUUUUCAGUGUUGGUAAAGGCAAACCUACUAUGGAACCGAAAAUACCUGGAAAAACAAUAGGUCAGAGGAAAAUGUUGAGUAAAACUGAUUGCUUAAAGAUAAAUAAUUUGUACGAUUGUUUGGGAACAGCACCUAAAUUUAAUCGAAAGUAUUACAUGUUGUGUAAUCAUUUGGAAAUUUAAAACUACUAGUUUAAAAAAAAUAAUAAACAAUUACCUAAGAGCUAUAAUUUUUUUCCGGGACUACUUUUUUUUUAAAUUUUAUAUAAUAAUAAUAUAAUAUAAUAUACUUAUAUCAUAUUAUUAUUCUAUAAUAGAUGUAUAGUAUCAGUGUUAACUGUUUUAAACCGAUG